AUGUUACAUCGAUCUUUGUUGGAGUUUGAAAGAAUUGAAGAGGAUAUCCGAUAUUCCAAGGGAUUUGGCAGAGGAGGUGUGCCCUCUAGGCUUCCCGUGACAUAUCUGAGAGGAUUCCUAUCUGCUUGCAAAAAGUGUAGCAUUUUAUCCAAAGAUCGGAGCUUUACAAAGAUGCACCUUGCGAAGAAGAAUAACAAGCUACCUGCAAAACUGACCGUGAUAUCCGAUCUUCCUAGGGAUUUGUUGGAGGAGAUACACUCUAGACUUCCCUUCACAUCCCUGAGAAGAUUCCGAUCCGUUUGCAAAAAGUGGAACACUUUAUCCAAAACUAGUGGCUUUACAAAAGCAGCAGCAGCAAAGGAGCAUAUGGUGGUCAUGGUGAUCGAUUGUCGUGUUUACUUGAUGGGCCUCGAUCUCCAAGGCGUAGAACCAUCUAUAAACCCUAAAGGUAAACUCAUAAGCCUAGACGAUUCAGAUGGAGUCGAGAUAUCUCUAGUCUAUCAUUGCGACGGUUUAUUGUUAUGCAUCACAAAAGAUUUCGCUAGGUUCGUUGUUUGGAAUCCGUACUCGGGCCAAACCUUGUGGCUCACGCCUAGAGUCCGUGGCCCUAAAUUGGACCUUUAUAGGUAUGCUAUAGGAUACGAGAACAGCAAUUCACGCCGCAACUACAAAGUUUUGAGAUAUAAAGAAGAUUCACCUACCGAUAUAGCAAUUAGCUAUAUUGAGUACGAAAUCUACGAUUGUAACUCUAAUUCACGGAGGACUUUCCAUGUCACUUCCGACUGGGAGAUAGCGUUUUAUGCACGUGGCGUGUCUCUCAAGGGAAACAAUUAUUGGUUUGCUCAAAGAAAGUAUCACGGAGUAUACGACCUUGCUGAUUUCUUGAUCUGUUUUGAUUUCACAAGAGAGAGAUUUGGCCCGCGUCUUCCUCUGCCCUUUCACUCUAGGAUUGAAGAUAUUGUGACUCUUUCUAGUGCUAGGAUUGAAGAUAUUGUGACUCUUUCUAGUGCUGGAGAAGAGCAACUUGCAGUUUUAUUUCAGCCCUAUAACAGAUUACAUAUGGAGAUUUGGGUUACGACUAAGAUUGAGCCUGAAGUUGCCUUGUGGAGCAAGGUGUUCUUAUCAGCGGCUAUGAAACCAGUCACAGAUUUGCAGUUUGGUCUUACGCGUGGGAGUUUCAUCAUUGACCAAGAGAUGAAAGUCGCUGUGGUUUUUGAUAAAGACAAACAUGUGAAUAACCCCACUCGCAACGUAGCUUAUAUUAUUGGGGAGGAUGGCUAUAACAGAGAAGUGGACCUCGGAAAAUCUACAGACAAAUAUGAGUCUUCACUUGGGUGCUCCUAUGUUCCAAGUUCAGUGCAAAUCAAGCAAGGAGACAAUAAACUUAUAUAA
Microthlaspi erraticum is the source of this 1392-nucleotide messenger RNA. NCBI's taxonomy places the organism in Eukaryota, Viridiplantae, Streptophyta, Magnoliopsida, Brassicales, Brassicaceae. The record is from the annotation of a GenBank genome assembly.